CCGCGUUCGGGGUUCGGUGGUUCGGUGGGCGUUCGGAGACGUAAUCAAACCAGACAAAAAUUUCUAACCUGUUCCAUACAACAUACUUCUAUUUCAGUUCUUUGAAUGACAAGAUUUCAACCUGAUUUUGCUGAACUCUUGAACAGUGUUUAGAAAAUAUUUAACUUAGUCAUUAUUAUGUCAUGAUGGCAGCAACUCACAUUUACGAUUUGACUAGGAAUUGUUACAUUAUUUCAAACCUGUACAUAAUUCCUUGAAAUGUAAUUUCAAAACAAACAAGCAUUAGCCUUUAACUGUAGUCCCAACCAGUGAUUCAAAAUGCCUCUACUAAAAUCACAGUCUCCACUUCCGUUGGAGGAGCUGUGCCUCUUAGCUGUUAUAAGAUGUCUCGAAACGGACCUCAUUUUAUGUGAGGUUGCCAAAGGCCUACAGGCUAACUCGCUUCUUCUUCGGAGAAGAGAUUUAAGCAUGACUAGAAUUUCUGAAGAGCUGAGGGAUUACAUGGCAUUCUUACCUGGUAUAUUGAGUGAAAUGGUCCGUCAAAAGAUUACCAACAAGGUUUUAAAGAAAUAUACUAGAAUGUCACAGCCCGAGACAUCUCCAUUGGGCUUGCCAUUGCACACAAUGACUGUGCGUUUGCUUGAAAUUGUGCUAGAUGAAGAAGUUAGGACAUUUGAUAUGUCAGAAUUUCAACCACUGCUGAGGACUGCACAAUAUCGACCACAGCAAGGGAUUCCUGAAGUAUGGGAACUUGUACUUGGCAGAUGUCGAGGGUUGCGCAAAUUCUCAUUGCCACCAUUGCUGUCAAGCACGCUUGGCAUCAACAUGAACGAUUUUCUGAAGUCCGUGGCUCGUCAAUGUAAUAAACUCACAGAAAUUGUAUUGAAAGAUGCUGUUCAUGAUGGAAGGGUGCUUGCAGCAAUUUCUAGACAUUGUCCGUCUGUAAGACUCCUUGAUCUUACAGGAUCGAACAUAACAUGCAUGGACAUUCUUUAUCUAGUCUUCCCAGGUACAGGUGAGGUACCUCGUGCAUUCUUACCCGAUGAAAUGGCACGUCUAAAACGCUUAGCUAUGCAGCCUGUUCCAAUUCAGAAUCAGUCAUACAAUGCCCUGUGUGGCACUAUGAGAGACCUUAUUCUAACUAACACAAAAGUACGGGCUCUUGGUGCUUACUUUGCCCUCAAGUUUAUGCCCAAUAUUACCUCGCUUGGGGAUUUUGUAUUCGCAACAGCAGGGCUCAAAAAAUUCUGGCAAGAAUCUAAAUACAAAUUUGUGUUAAAACAGAUUUUCUACCGUGGCCCAUCAUGUGAAAAAGUCAAGUUAAUUGGAGCCACAUGCCCUGAUUUAGAAGUACUACACCUUGGAUCAGAUGAUGCAAAGAGACUGAAUUUUAAGCAUUUAUCAAAAUUACCAAAGUUGAGGAGUUUGACUGUUGAGUUAGCACAUGGAGUUGAAAUUGGUCCAGAACUAGCACAUUUGUCGCAACUUAGAGAAUUGCAGCUUCAAGUUCCUAAUGUAGACGUAGGUCUUAUUGCGGAUUCAUGUCCAUUGCUUCAAAAGUUGGUUUUAACACUGGAGCCUCAGAAAACUGUGACUCUCUCUCAUGAUAAAGAACACACAAUUCUGGGGCAUCUUCAAGAACUUCAGUUGGAAUGUCAAAUAUCAUUAGAUGUUGCAGCUUUACUCUUGACACGCUCUCCCAAACUCAAAGUUGUGAAAUUGGUCAGAGUGAAGAAACUCACGGACCGUGUUCUGGCAGAAUGGUUACAGAUCAACCCAUUCGAACACUUAGAAACAUGGCUUUUAGGAUACUCUCAGCUAACAAUAACGAGUGUGUCCUUAUUACUCUCACGCUGUCCGAGAUUGUCAACUCUUGGCCGAUUGUCGGGCUGGGAUGUUAGAUCGUGGGAGUCACGGCGUCUUCAACGUGCCUGGCAAAAUUAUGAACUGAAUUUAGUACAUUUUUCACGCAAACAAAAUGAUGUAUCCCAAAUAAUGGACGCUACUGUAAGCUCAGAUGAUGAACCACUUUAGAAAUCUCCACUUAAUUUUUGUUGUUAAAACGUAAGUCAAUUAAGAAGAUUCCAAAAUUGCAUCUGAUUUGCUUAAUAUGCAUGUUUGGGCUAUUAGCUAACAUACCCAGAUCUGGACUGUAAAUAGGCAAUUGUUGCUACUUCACCCCCUCCCUUUUGUUAAAGACCAUUUCUGUGUCCACCACUGUUACAUUCUGUUUUAAUUUUUGGUCAGCAUCAUUUUUGUGAGAAUUUCUGAGUGUUCUAAUAUUAUAUUUGCAAUUCAACCUAUCCCUAAUUAAUUGAAAUGUCUUUAUAAAAUGGGGGAAAUCGUCUGUUUUGUGUUGUUCAAGCCGCAAUAAUGAAAUUUUAUUCUAGAUAUCUACAACUUCUGUUUUUGUAAUUAGCAUUCUUUUAGAUACUGUUGUGUGAUAUUUUGAGUAGUUCAUUGAGGUAAUAAGACUCAUCCUAGAAUGGUGAUUGUAAUAAGCCCACUGAGAACCACUGUGCUUCCAUUAGUGCACCUCCCAAUUUUGUCAUCUAGACAGCUGCGAUUGGAAUCGAUGUCUUGUUUCACAUACUUCUGUUUGAGUAAUGUUUGUCUUUAUAGAGUUUGUGAUCUCUCAGUCUGUGAUAGAAUUGUUAUGGAAAGUAUUUGCUUUUGCCUCCAAUAUUUACACUGUAUUUGACUAAUGUAGCCUGAAUUACUUUUCAUCUAUACAAUAAACUUGUAUGCAACCUCCUUGUAA
This is a messenger RNA of Thrips palmi, 2761 nucleotides long. RefSeq lists its product as uncharacterized. Gene Ontology annotation, biological process: SCF-dependent proteasomal ubiquitin-dependent protein catabolic process. Bases 319 to 2034 code for a protein of 571 amino acids. NCBI's taxonomy places the organism in Eukaryota, Metazoa, Arthropoda, Insecta, Thysanoptera, Thripidae. Gene Ontology annotation, cellular component: SCF ubiquitin ligase complex. The transcript has 11 exons. The record is from RefSeq and is a predicted model, not a curated record.